UCAAACCAUUUUGAAUUUUUGGAAAUGUCAAUCACCGUGUGCUUGAAGAAAAAGAAAAUAGGAUUCUAGUGAUGUGAAAACAAGGAAAAUCACCUUGAAAAUAGGACAAAAUUAAUUAAAUUAUCUUACAAAAUAGAAGAUUAAAUAUCAAAGAAUGGAUAGUGAUAGCAAAAGUGCAGUUUUUCCCGUUUCUCCGUCGCGUAUCAAGCGUGAAAAAGUGUCACCUCCACGCGAGGAAAGAAAAGCCCAAAAAAGUGAUUUUACUUCCUUUUUGGACACUCUUCUGGGCAUCGAGACGUCCACUGACCAGGAAGAUAAGAAGUCCGUGGAGCCACUGAAGAGCUCAGAUGAGAUUCUUACGGAACUAUUUGGGGUGUUCAAUGCAGCUCCACCGAAGAAAAUUCUCACAAAGACGGACAAGUCAAAGAAGAAAAAGCACAAGAAGCACAAGAAAAAGUCCAAAAAGAAGAAGAAGGAGGAUGAUAAUGAAAGUGAUAGUAGCUCUGAUACUGAACAAUCUUCUGCUGAGAGUAAGAUCAAGGCGAAGGUGAAGGUGGAAGAGAAUGGAGAGAUGAGGAAAAAGAGUAAGAAAAGUAGGAAGAAAUCGCCGGAAAAGACAGUAAAAACGGAGAUUCUGGAGAGAACUGAGGAGACUUCGAAGAGCUCAUCCUCAACGAAAAAGCAAGCCGAGAAGGAGAGUUCAAAGCAGAAGGAGAACGAAGGAAAAUCCAACAAAAUCGUCAUCAAGGACUUGAAGAAUAGUACAAUUUUAUCCGUGGCCUCAAAGGUGGAGAAAGAGAAGCCAAGGGAUCGUCAUAGCCGAGAAGGAAAUUCUAGGAAAAGACCUAGAGAAGAAUCGGAGGAUAAAAGGCGGAAGAAAGAAAAGGGCAUUUCGCUUUCUGAUUUUAGCAUCUCGGAUGAAGAGGAAUAUCUGCACAGGGAUUAUUCUCCACUUCGGAGUCGAGGGGACAAUCACGACAGUCUGGAGAGGCGUCGAAGGGACAGAACAACUCGCCGGUCAAGACAUGAUGAUGGCUUCAGGAGCAGCUACCGCAGUGACAGAAGUGCAAGGGAUCGAUUCUGGGGCAGCCGAAGAAGGGACAGGAAUGGUAGAUCCCGCUCGAGAUCUCGGUCGAGAUCCCGAUCACAGAAAUCUAGUGAAAAAAUUGAUAAGAAAAAACUGCUGGAAAUUGCGAGAAAGAAUGCAAUUACGAUGCUAAAGAAUGGAACUCUGCCUGGAUGUCAGAAUCUAGCUCCGGCUGACAAGGAGAUAGCCCUAGCAAAGAUGACUCACGGCGGGAAAUCCAUUGAAGAACUCACUGAAUACUGCAAGAAGCUGUCCAACGGAGAGACCCUCAAUGAUCUCUCCAGCGUGUCUUCAGCAGCUGAGGACAGUGAUCACGACAGGGAUGGAAACGCCAGGCCAUUCAAUCAUCCGUUUAUAGUAAAGGAUCGAGGACCGAUUGUCAUGAAUAUCAAGAAUUCGGUGCCCAUCCCACCAAAAACUGCUGAACAGACAAAGGCACUGCUGAUGCAAUUCCCUGUAUCUUCGGGGCAGCAUCAUCGUGCCACUGAAUCUGAAUGGGUACCGGUGUCACCUAAAAAACCUGAUCCUCCUGCUCCACCUCCGAAAGAGGUCAAAAAAUCCGCUCCAAUACCAGCUAAGCAACUCAGUCAGGCUUUCUAUACGAUACCCACUGAAGAAUUACCACCACCAACUCCAGCUCAACCUCCAGCAGAGCCGGAUACUGUGUUUCCGGAAGUUGUCAAAACGGUGAAGGGAUUAGAUGUGUCGAGUAUCAUCACUCAGAGGCUCAAUGCUAUGAGGAAACUUCAGGAAAAUCCACAAGAUCGUGAGGCACAGGAAUUGAUGCAAAAUACUCAGAAAGAUAUGUCUAAUUGGGCUACGUCAAAAUUCACUCCUGGGAAAUUUCUCGGUAGUACAGGAGCUAAUAUCUUGAGUGCAAAAGAAUUGCAAUCAGGCUUCCAAGCAUGGGCGAAAAGAGAUCAACUGAUUUGCACAGCACCUGUUUCUGGUGGCAUGGGCAUGCACUUGCUGCAGAAAAUGGGUUGGAGGCCAGGAGAGGCUCUUGGGAAAGAUAAAUCUGGUUCUCUGCAGCCACUUUUGUUGGAGAUUAAACUCGACAAAAGGGGUUUGGCUGCUAAUGAAGAGAAUCCUCAAAAUGUCAACAAGAAGAAGAGAAUGAAUGCUGCCCUCACAAAAGAAGCCAUGGAGCAGAAGCAUCCAGUGUCUCUUCUUGGAGAGAUAGCUUCCAAACGCAAGUGGUUGUCGCCAAUCUAUGAAGUUGUAAUGGAAAGUGGACCUGGGCAUCAUAAGAAUUUUCUCUUUAGGGUCACUCUUAAUGGGGUUUCCUACACUCCCCAGGCUCCUAGCAAUAACAAGAAGGAAGCCAAGGCAAAUGCUGCUCGUUCUUGUCUUCAACAAAUGGGAAUCCUACCAUAAAAUUUUGAGAAUAAAGAUAAUUUUUUCUCGUGUGAAA
This is a messenger RNA of Phlebotomus papatasi, 2501 nucleotides long. It is a transcript of the gene Son, whose product is annotated as protein Son. The record is from RefSeq and is a predicted model, not a curated record. Gene Ontology annotation, molecular function: RNA binding. Bases 155 to 2464 code for a protein of 769 amino acids. The transcript has 9 exons. Lineage: Eukaryota; Metazoa; Arthropoda; Insecta; Diptera; Psychodidae. Gene Ontology annotation, biological process: regulation of cell cycle; regulation of mRNA splicing, via spliceosome.